AUGAUGGCUGGAAUCCAAACAGCAAAGAAGGAUCUCCGCAAAAGAAUGCGGGAUGUCCUGCAGAGAAUCCCCGCGGAAUCUAUCGUCACUCAAUCUAGGACUGCUGCGAUUAGACUAUUCGCCCUUCCUGAAUACCAAAAGGCCAAGAGAAUAGGUGUAUAUCUUUCGAUGCCGACAGGCGAACUGUCGACGACAGACAUAGUCCAGGACGCCUUCAAAAACCACAAGGAAGUUUUCGUGCCUUAUAUUCACAGCAUCGAAACUACAACUACGCAGCAGAAGACUUCUGUCAUGGAUAUGCUAGCCUUGGACUCGAUGGAGGAAUUCAUGGCCUUGGAGCGCGACAAAUGGGGCAUCCCGUCCUUUACAAAGGCACAAGCGCUGAGCAAGAAGGAUUGCUUCGGCGGAACCGGACUCCCUGCGGCCCCAAAUAAUCAGACUGCAUCUGGAUCUUCUGGCUUAGACCUGAUCGUGAUGCCAGGGAUGGCCUUUGACCCCGAAUUCAGACGACUCGGCCAUGGGAAAGGCUACUAUGACAGUUUCCUGUCAAGGUACUUGAGAUGGGAAGCAGAAAAUGAGACAGCCCCGCGAGACAUGCCUUUACUCGUCGCUCUCUCCCUCAAAGAGCAAACACUUUCCGCACCCGAAGAAGUACCCGUUACAAAUCAUGACUGGCCUGUAGAUAUCCUAAUCGUUGGCGAUGGUCGGUGUCUCGUGCGCCGACGGUGA
Aspergillus calidoustus is the source of this 729-nucleotide messenger RNA. Lineage: Eukaryota; Fungi; Ascomycota; Eurotiomycetes; Eurotiales; Aspergillaceae. The record is from the annotation of a GenBank genome assembly.